This is a messenger RNA of Strongylocentrotus purpuratus (purple sea urchin), 4435 nucleotides long. Its product is annotated as casein kinase I. The record is from RefSeq and is a predicted model, not a curated record. The transcript has 7 exons. Gene Ontology annotation, molecular function: ATP binding; protein serine/threonine kinase activity. NCBI's taxonomy places the organism in Eukaryota, Metazoa, Echinodermata, Echinoidea, Camarodonta, Strongylocentrotidae. Gene Ontology annotation, cellular component: nucleus; cytoplasm. The coding region runs from base 282 to 1364 and encodes 360 amino acids. Gene Ontology annotation, biological process: signal transduction; negative regulation of canonical Wnt signaling pathway; peptidyl-serine phosphorylation.
GCGCUCGUAGGUGUGAUUUGCGUUACGUACGAUUUCAAGAGAAGAAUUAUCCGCUCAUUAUUUUGGACGUAGAAAGUCUGUUGUUUUGGGGAUUUAUCUGGAAAUCUGUGCAAAGGAAUGCGUCCCGAUUCAGAGGAAAUGACUUUGAUAAGUUAGAAAUGGAAUGUACUGUUAAUCCGCUAUGAAAUCGGAUGAAUUAGUGUCAAAUUUGUACUUUUCAUUUCAAUAUUCCUGUAGAUAGUUAAUCAUUUCUUAGCCGUGUUUAGCAUUUGUACAGAAACAUGUCGGCUGCGCCUUCAGCUGCGGGCAUGCAUUCAGCAUGUCAAUCUGGGAGGAGUGGAGAAUUCAUUGUUGGCAGUGAUAAAUAUAAAUACCGUUUGGUGAGAAAGAUAGGCAGUGGAUCAUUCGGAGAUAUUUAUCUUGGAAUCAACAUUCACAAUGGGGAGGAGGUUGCUGUCAAAUUAGAAUCAGAGAAGGCCCGACAUCCACAGCUUCUCUACGAGAGCAAGCUCUAUAAGAUCCUCCAUGGAGGGCCAGGAAUUCCAACCAUGAAAUGGUUUGGGCAAGGCCAUGAUUACAAUAUCAUGGUCAUGGAGCUGCUUGGGCCCAGUUUAGAAGAUCUUUUCAACUUCUGCAGUAGGAAGUUCACCAUGAAGACAGUUCUUAUGCUGGCAGAUCAGAUGAUAGCAAGGAUUGAAUAUGUCCAUGUUAAGAACUUCAUCCACAGAGACAUCAAACCAGACAAUUUCCUUAUGGGUAUCGGAAGGCACUGCAAUCAGCUUUUCCUCAUAGACUUUGGUCUCGCAAAGAAAUUCAAGGAUUCAAGAAGCAAGCAACAUAUACAGUACAGAGAAGACAAGAACUUGACUGGCACAGCAAGAUAUGCCAGUAUCAACGCACAUCUUGGCAUUGAACAGAGUCGGAGAGAUGACUUGGAAUCACUAGGGUAUGUGUUGAUGUACUUCAACAGAACGAGUCUGCCAUGGCAAGGCAUGAAGGCCAUGACCAAGAAGCAGAAGUAUGAGAAGAUCAGCGAGAAGAAGAUGUCAACACCAGUUGAAGUCCUCUGCAAGGGAUUCCCAGCAGAGUUUGCCAUGUACCUCAACUACGCCCGUGGCCUGCGCUUCGAUGAGAACCCUGACUAUGUGUACCUAAGGCAACUCUUCCGCAUCCUGUUCCGCACCCUCAAUCACCAGUACGAUUUCACCUUCGACUGGACGCUACUCAAGCAGAAGGUCACCCAGCAAUCUGCACAGACCAGCGUCUCCAACGGCGUCAACCCGGCACGGCCAAGCAUUCGGAGAGCAGGAGUAAAAGCAAGCGCUGAGGAGCAAUACAUCAAUCAACCUUGCAACUCUGGCUAACUAUAACACGAGCGCAUCCCCUGCCCGGCAGUAUUGGUCAUGUCUUUUCGUCAUACAGUAAUAGGACGUUAAUCGCAGUUCGUAUCGAAGCAUGAACAAGCUGUGUUCCUAAUGAACAGCAACCGUAAAGCUUUACAGAAAACAAUGACAUGCCGUUAACCAAUGCACAAUGCUUCGAAUCACCUACUGAACAAACCAAUGAUGCGGUUUGGACUAAGAGAAAUGGACUUUGUACAAUGCGUUUCAAAUCAGGAUGAAGACGAGGACUGGUGAUGUAAGAAGGAGAUGGGUUGCUCAAACACUCUGCUAUAUGAAUUAAUGCAUGAUAUAUUACAGAACAUUGUGAAUUAUAUUUAUGUGGGUAAAAACAAUGUAGGGGACAUUACUAUCAUUAUUAUCAUUACAUGAAAUAAACAGCAAGUUACAGUUUUGUUGUAUGCAGUCACAUUUUCUGGAGUUAUUCUUUGCAUCCUUGGUGUUACCUGUCAAUUAAUCAUACAUAUCUUGUCCGAUCUUGACGUUUCAAAUUGUAUAGCAGUCGAAAUGUAAUUUGUUUAAUCAGUUAUUUUAUGACACUAUAAUUGUGAUGUUUAUGAUUAUACUUUGAUGUACCUGACACUGAAUUAGUUUCAUAUAAACAGUGUUUGCAAACUCCUGUGAAUGACUACAAAAUGGUCUCUGCUAUAUUGUUUCAUUUUCAUAUCAAAGCAGGGACCUUUUUGUAGUCAUCCCAAAACUUUGACAUAUUUUCACGUUUUGAAGGGUUUUUACAAAUCUUUGUUAUUUCACACAGAAUCGUCAGGUUCAUUCUAUCUAUAGCACGUUUGUAUAAAUCUAAUCUUAUUUGUAAAUUGAAGAAAAAAAAUCCUUUUCUUUGGUGACCAAAUUUGGCUUUGUCCAGAAAUAGAAUCACAUGAAGGAUUUUGCCCAUUUGUGAGAUCAUAUGUAGAAUUUCUCAUGUUGUCAGGAUUUGUAUGGUAAGACACAGUUGUGUAUUGUAAAUAGCAGUGGAUUCAUGUAAACUAUCCUGGCAAAACAUGAGAAUUAAGUGAUAUUAUAAUUUUUUCUUUUUAAAAAUAUUUCCCCUCUGUUUAAUGUAUUGCAUGUCACUGUGUUCUUUUGUGAUAUCAAAAUUGUACAUACUGUAAUUGUAGAUUAUAUGUGGACAAAAUAAAGAAAAUACACAUGCAAAAUGUAUGCACUGACAUGCAAUACAUAUUCAUCUAAGCUUUUUAAUAUAAUGAAUGUACAUGUCUGAAUUUAAUGUUUACUUUUGCAUCUGUUAUCCAACCUGAACUAAAGGCUUUGUACGAGUUUGAGUACCUGUAAGUGAGUUAGCAUGAAAUGAUUCGUUUGGGCAGUUUCACUGAUGAUGUAUUAAUCACUAUGGGAUGAACUGAUCAUUUCAGGAAUGUAGCCAAGACACGCCAUGUUGAAACGCGACAUGAUGAGCUUGACACGUCAUAACUCGUGCCCAGCUAUUCUCUCCUCGACACCCUCAUUUAUCCUCGGUAGUUCUUAUCUUCUCUUCUGCUCUUGCUGAUUCUUAAGUUUCGUAAGAAACAUCUUGAUCACAGGUUUCAUAAAAUACCAAACUUCAGUUGCGAGAGAUAUGGCUGAAUAAUACCACAGCCACAUUAGCGAGAUCAACGCAAGACUGACAACACAUGGAACAGGAAUUUACAUUACAAUAAAUAGACAAGACACAGUCUGUCUGGAGUUUGUUUUGUGGUUUAACCGAGGUGUGAAGAGUAGAUGGGACCAAGCAAGCAUCUGCAUUCUUAUAUUCUGUACGCCAAUCUAUGCCAUCCUCUGCAGAAUAGCCACAGUUCUUACUCGACGGUUGAUUUGCAACGGAACAACGUGAAGACCACGAGCUUACGCGAAUCGUUGUCUUCUUUUGUUUACUUGACAAAUUGCUCCUGCAUUUGCCAAAUAAAGAAGACAUUUUAUGCAUAACUUCUUGGUUACCUGAAAGUCUGCCACAUAAACAAAGAAGACACUUUAGGGAAUUUCAAAAUAUUGGGAUUGCGAUCUGUUUAUUCUGGGGACGUGAGCAUUUUCCAAGAUGGCACCUAUAGUAAGACUGUCGACUUAUUGCUGAUGUUUCUCGUCCAGAGGAGAAAGAGAACUAGGAUAAUGUCAUCACAGUGUCCUUUGAUUUAAUCACUAUUUUCUUUGAGCUGUGUUUCCUGUAUUAUGUCCAUUGGUUUAAUAUACACACAACUCUUGAGUGAGUGAAGACGUGUUUGUAUGAAAUUAUCAUCAGAUGAAGAAUACUCUUGUGAAAUAGUUGUGAGAUCAGAAAUUGAUUUUAGUUUAUAAACAAAUUUGUCAGACUAGAUAUCUUUAGUCUUUAUUUUAUAGUCAAACUUCUUUUGUUUUGCAUUAUUUUUAAUCUUCAUCAUUAUCGUUUCCUUCUCCUUCACGUAUUUCACCUAUGCCUUCCUCUGUGUAUGUGCUUACUUGUUUUAAUCUUACAUGAAUAUUUCAUUUGUUAUAUUUCUUAUGGUAUUGUACAAGUCAUUUUUAUUUGGAUACGGUAGUCGGUGUAAGUCGGCACAGUUCCUCUGCCUUCAUUGAUGAAUAUAUGUUAGGAUACAAUGUCAUCCACAUAGGACAUUGCAUCCUACCAUUCGUUACCCUCAUUCUCAAGCAUGUAAUUUAAAUAUUUAUUUGUACUUUUGUGUAUAUUUUUUUCAAUCUGUCUAAUUCUGGAGGGGUAUGAGCCUUCAAUUGCAAAGUAAAUCGGCUCGACCUCUGGUGGAAACGAUGUAUGACUCAAAUUUGAUACUGUAUUUGUCCAAAAUGUCAUUCAUAUUAUGUACAUUAUGUUUGUUCUCUCUUGCUUACUCCUUACACAGAGGGAAAAUGAAAUGAAGUCGGGUAUUGAUUUUACCGACCUCUGUGUAGGCUUGAUUUAUUACCCCCAAGUCAACUGUAAUCGUUGGAGUAAUGAGAAGAGGGAAGAGCGCACUGUAUGGUGCAUUCAUUGUACAGCAAACUGUGACUUUUGUUGGUACAGUAAAUAAAGAAAAUUAGGCAUAAACUGCUGUGAUGUACAUUGAAAA